This is a messenger RNA of Aedes albopictus (Asian tiger mosquito), 1584 nucleotides long. RefSeq names its product bis(5'-nucleosyl)-tetraphosphatase [asymmetrical] (gene Apf). The coding region runs from base 370 to 801 and encodes 143 amino acids. Gene Ontology annotation, biological process: ATP biosynthetic process; AMP biosynthetic process. Gene Ontology annotation, molecular function: bis(5'-nucleosyl)-tetraphosphatase (asymmetrical) activity. The record is from RefSeq and is a predicted model, not a curated record. The transcript is spliced from 3 exons. Lineage: Eukaryota; Metazoa; Arthropoda; Insecta; Diptera; Culicidae.
AUUUUCGGAGAGUUUCGCGGCGGAGCAACUACGGCGGCCCCCGACCGCUGGCUGACUGUGUGUGGCUUUCUAGGUAAACCUGCAGAUUGUGACUCUAGUCGAUUCCUGCUGAGCUUGUUCUUCGUCCGUCGUUGCCCACCGCCCGGAAAGCGGCAGCAGUAGCUGGUAGCUAAUCGUACCCACACCCGGCACGCAAAACAUCCGACGAUUGCGGCGGUGACAGUAGUGCAGUGGUGCAUAGGUGUGCGUGCGCAAAGAGAAUCGAACUGAACCGGUCUGGCUCGGCCCGCGCGAGCAUAGUAGCUGCCAGUAGCUUCCACGACAAACGUAAACAUUACGUCCUCAAACCGGAAGCUAUCGGACCUGGUGAUGGCGAAGCGUGCCGCCGGAUUUCUCAUAUUCCGUCGACUGCGGGAACGGAUCGAGUACCUGAUGCUGCAGGCGUCCUACGGGCAGCACCAUUGGUCCCCACCGAAGGGACACGUCGACCCCGGCGAGGACGACUUCAAGACGGCCCUCCGCGAGACUACCGAGGAGUCCGGCUACCUAGAAACUGAUCUCCGAAUUUUCAAAAACCAAACUCGCACCCUCGAAUACAAAGUGAAAGGCCACGACAAAGCCGUCGUCUACUGGCUGGCCGAGCUGGUUGAUCCGGCCAAGGAGGUCAAACUCUCCGAUGAACAUCAGGAUCUCAAGUGGCUCGAGCGGGACAACGCGAUAGAAAUCGCCGGCUACGGGGACUUUGCCGACAUGGUUCGACACUUUGACGACAAAAUCAAGCAAAACUACGACCAACUGUGAGUAAGUUGAGUUUCAUCUCAACCCAAUUAAAAUAAUCCUCUUAAUAAUAAUAUUGAUGAUAGCCUAGCAGAGACGAAGAAGAACGCUAAUAUUUAAAAAGAAACGAGUUUUCCUUUCCACUUUUGUCCCAUUACACACGCCUACAAACAUAUAUAUCUAUAAAUAUUGCUUUUUUUUGCACCGUAUUCGACCCCCUGCAGAAAUUUUUUGUCACACCACAAUUUGUUCCCACCAGUUUCUGCAUACAUUGGUUCGUUUCGCUGCUAGAAAUUUUAAGCAUCGGUCACACUUUUUGGGUGGUGCAUGGAAUAAUCGGUUUGUUUACUUGCUACUUUCUUUGGUGUUUGACGUGUGAAAAAAUAUUUUAGACGAUUGAACAUUUGCACGGUAAUCUAUAAAGCAAAGCAAGAUGCAAUAUUUAAAAUACAUUUAAAGGUAUAUUUAAAUAUAGGAGCGCAAGCAGCACACCAUGCGUCGCGGCAAGAGAACGUGUAUCAAUUUACAAGUUUUUAUCCAAUUAGCUUUUAAAAAGCCAGUCAGUGGCAGCAAUGUUUUAAGGAUAUCAGAGAUGGAACGGUCGACCUGGAUGGGAAAGGGAGAGCUGUUGGAAUCAGGAUCAGGGAAGGUACGCUACAUGAUUUGACCUAUAACCCGCCACGUAUAGGGGGAUUGUGACAAAUUUUGCUUGCGAAAAUAUUGAUUAAAAUUAAUACGCUACAUAUGUGACAAAACGAAAAUCUAAGGCUCAGUGAACGAAAUAAACGAAUGAAUUUCAAUGCUCCA